AUGACUUUAGAGAUGGAUCAUAUUAGCGGUCUACUUGACGAGGUUCUUAGCCAUAUAUUGUCCUUCCUUCCGACAAAGCUUGCUGCUUUGACAUCUGUUCUCUCUACGAGGUGGCGCAAUCUUCUUACGUUGGUCCCCAAUCUUGACAUCAGUUCUCAUAACAAGAUCGUGCAAUUAGACGGCUCUGUGUUCUUGUGCAAUUUAUGGUGCUAUUCGCAAGGAGGAUAUGUAUGGAACUAUGCGGAGCUUCAUGGCUUUUAUGGAAAGGGAUUGGCUUUGCAGGUGUCAAGUGCAAGCCUUAAGAAGCUAACUCUCCGAGCCGAGGGUUGUGAAAGCAUGACACGUCUCUUUCUUUGGGACUCCAUUUCACGGGAGGACAAAAAUCUUUGGCUCACAUCUUGUCCACUGAAAAAGAUACAAAUUGAAAGUUGUGGAGGGACAACGGGAGAGAUGAGAAUGGUGAAGCAUUUGUUGGAGUCUUCCCCGUGUUUGGAGGAGAUGAAGAUAUUUGCCUUCAAGGAUUAUCAUACAGAUAUCUUUGAUCUUGUUGUGAAGAUGGUGAAUCUCUGCAACGAGAGUUACCGAGUUGUGGUGUUCAACUUCUUGUGUGUGAUCCAUCGUAUAUAA
This is a messenger RNA of Brassica oleracea var. oleracea, 627 nucleotides long. Its product is annotated as putative F-box protein At3g58950. The record is from RefSeq and is a predicted model, not a curated record. The transcript has 3 exons. Gene Ontology annotation, molecular function: protein binding. The coding region runs from base 1 to 627 and encodes 208 amino acids. Lineage: Eukaryota; Viridiplantae; Streptophyta; Magnoliopsida; Brassicales; Brassicaceae.